Molecule: messenger RNA, 2979 nt
Organism: Oreochromis aureus
Lineage: Eukaryota; Metazoa; Chordata; Actinopteri; Cichliformes; Cichlidae
Product: butyrophilin subfamily 2 member A1-like
Exons: 9
Coding region: 408-1280 (290 amino acids)
Source: RefSeq, a predicted model, not a curated record
AAAGUCAGUAGUUAGUGCAUAAUCUGAUUAAGUUACGUAACUAAGGUGAUAAAUAAGUUCAAAGUUAAGAAAUAUUAUAAGUAAUUCAUGCUAAAACAGUUAAGAUGUGUGUGUUUGAAAUUUGCUCAGAGUGAGACGUCUUAGUCGCAAGCUAUCUUUGUAUUGUAUGUGCGGAAAUGGGAGCGAGGGAGCGCUCUGAUCUUUUGCCUAUCUUUGACGUUUUUUCUCCGUGAACGCUGUGAAAAGUGCUUCGGCAGUAUUAAAACAAUGAAUAAGUUCAUGUACACGCUAUAAGUGCCCUACACGCUUGUACCUUGGGAAACGUUCGUCUUUGAUGAGGACCGGAGGUGGACUCUGAUCAAACCUGCACAGUGAACUGCACUUCUCUGGAAACAGGCGGUUUUUACAUGUUCCUCUGUCAUCCAACCAGCUCGACCGACAAAGGACAGGAGGAACAGACUUUAUUCAGCAACAUGUUUUUAUCGGAGCUUUUAUCUCUGAGCCUCUUCGCUCUGACGGUGUCUGCGGUAACAGCAGGACAUGAAAACGGAACCGUGAUGGUGGUGGCAUCUGAAGGAAGUUACAUCAUCUUACCGUGCUCGCUCGGCUCCCAGGAGAGCCUCGUACAAACGCGCUUUGAUUGGAAGAAAAACGACCACAGGGAGGUGUUUGUGUACGAUGCUGGACUUCAUUACAAUAACGGCCUGCGAGGUCAAGACGAGCACUUCAGAGGACGCGUGUCACACUUUUCAGACCAGCUGAAGUUUGGUAACGCCUCCAUCAUCAUCAGAAACACCAAGGUGGCCGACAGUGGAGACUACACCUGUGAUUUUCCAUUUCAUCAACCAGACAGAGAAACAUUUAACAUCACCCUCGUUGUUGGUGCAGCUCCGAAGCCGUUUGUUGGGAUCCUGAACAUCAGCGAGGUCGGGGUGCAGCUGAAGUGUGAGGUCAGAGGUGCUUCUCCAAUGCUGAGAGUAGAGUGGAGGGACAGCGAUGGAAACAUCCUUCCUGCUGAGGAGCCACAGGUGUCACACACAGGAGAGCGCUAUGACAUCACCCUCCUCACCACGGUGACCAGGACAAACAGCAGCCUCUUCCACUGUGUAGCCACACAGGAGGAGAUGGGCCACCGAGCUGCUGACGAGAUCUUUGUUCCAGACCAGCUGUUUGAGUCGUGCGGUGGAGACAUCGUGCUCAUAGUUUCAUUUGUUUGUGGAAUUCUCUCUGCGGUCGUGCUGAUAGCUGUGUCUGUGUGUUUCCUCUACUUUACAGUGUAAUCGUCCAUGAAGCUUCUUCUUUGUUGGGUCUUUUAUUCUGUGUGUGUGUGUGUGGGGGGGGGUAGGUAUGCUAAAAAUACACUUCAAUUCAUUUCUCAGGAAAGGACAUCCUAAACUUCUAAACAGCAUUUACAAUUAUUUUUAUAUAAUUUUUUUGUUUCUCCAAAUUGACCAUAGUGGUGAUGUUGCCUUAACUGUAAUUUCUUUGUCACAGAACAAACACACAACAGUUUGUCCUGUUGUGUGUUUGAUUGUGCUGAAAUGUAAAGCAGGAACUAUUUGAUGUGUUCAGGUUCAGGGUUGAUUGUCUGCAGUUUGGUGCGUUGAUGUUUUGUACGUUUUUAUCCGUGAACCCCGGGAAAAAUAGGAGUUGCUACAGAAACAAACAAAAGUGAUAUUUCAUUUCAUUUAUUUGUUUAUUUCACACUUUCUGUUGUUGUUGUUUUAAUGACCAAAAUGAAAAGUAUCAGAUUCAGGAAGUUUGCAUCGUGCUGUGAUGUGUUUAAAACAGGAGGUUAACUGGUGUGAGUGUGAGUGGUUGUCUGUCUCUGUGUUGGCCCUGUGACAGACUGCUGAUCUGUCCUGGGUUAACCCCGCCUCUCGCCCUGUGGAUGCUGGGAUAGACUCCACCCCCUGAGUCCCUGAGGAAGAUGAGCACAGGAGGAGGGAUAGUUGUUUCUCCUGCUAACAGAUUCUUAGACAAACCAGAGUGAUGAUCCUUCUGAGGAUCCUUGUAACGGUGACACGGAGCCGCCACAUCAGACACUCAGAAGAAACUUAGAUUCUCUGUUCAGGACAACAGAUUCAUACGUCAGAGAAACGAAAUCUUUACUUUUACUCUUGACUCAUAUUGAGUCAGCGUGAAGGAAAUGCUGCUGUUUUAUAUUUAUUUUAAAAUUAUGGCUCAUGAUGAAAUGAAUGUUUUGUUAUUGUCACAUGAAGCAGUGACUUCCAUGAUGCUCAUGAUACAUGAAACAUGAUACUGGCUGUUGUUACUGGGAAAUGAACACUAAGCUACAGUAAAGUCCAGCUUUGCUCCUCACUUUAAUGUUUGUGCUCUCACACUGUCAUUACCUUAUUAAUGCUACGUUUCAUAUCUGCAGUCAGAUAAUGUUAACGGUCAUUUACACAGCAGACUCUCAAGCUGUUUCAUUUAAUUAAGACAAAUAUGGCCUUCAUCUUUUAUUCAUUCUCUUAUUUCUCAUGUGCAGAUUUGAAAUUUUGUAUAAAAUGUUUCCUUCUGAUUUGAUGAUUAUUUGCUGCUGUUCAUGAACCUGAAGUAGAGCAGCAGGACAGUGAUGGAAGCAUCCUUCCUAAUGAGGAAGUUGCUGAGCAAGUCUUAACUUGUAUGUUAGGUUUUUUCAUCCUCUUGAAAAUGUAUUCUUCUUUCUAAAGACAUUUUCUGUCCUUACACCAUUUUUGGAAUAUUUACUUAAGCCACGUAUGACUGACCCGUGAAUCUUUCAAGCCUAAAUUGUAACUGUGUGUGUGUAUAUAGGUACGUUUAUCUCUGAGGUAUGACACAUUAUAACACUUCUUUUUUUAACUCCCAAAAGUCAAAAAAAGUAACUACAAACAGUUCAGACAAAGAUAUUUCUGUGUUUUUCACUGACUGAGCAAAGAAAAAAUAGUGAUGAUCAAAAUUUAAAAAAUAUAAUGAAAUAAAAUCUGAGGUUUAAAUAAAUUGUUCUCUUGUGUG